Malus domestica (apple) is the source of this 1213-nucleotide messenger RNA. RefSeq names its product repetitive proline-rich cell wall protein 1-like. Lineage: Eukaryota; Viridiplantae; Streptophyta; Magnoliopsida; Rosales; Rosaceae. The record is from RefSeq and is a predicted model, not a curated record.
CCCUUACAACAGCAGCACUCUGCCACUCUCUCUCUCUCUCUUUCUCUCUCCAAAGACAGACAGACAUGGCGGAGUCCAGCAAGCUCCAUGCUCUCUUCCUCAUUUGCUUGCUCUUCAUUUCCUCAGCCUCUCCAAUCCUCGGCUGUGGCACUUGCGGCAAGCCAAAGCACAAGCCUGUUAAACCUAAACCAAAGACUCCCAAAGGACCCAUAGUGGUUCCACCCAUUCAUGUCAAGCCACCUGGCGUCAAAAUACCUCCAGUCACAGUCCCUCCCAUCGUAAAACCACCAGUGACAAUACCACCCAUUGUCAAACCACCAGUGACAAUCCCACCCAUCAAACCACCAGUGACAAUCCCACCCAUCAAACCACCAGUCACAAUCCCACCCAUUAUCCCACCCAUUGUAAAACCACCAGUCACAAUCCCACCCAUCGUAAAACCACCCGUUACAAUCCCACCCGUCACAAUCCCACCCAUUAAGCCACCAGUGACCCUUCCUCCAGUAAUCCCACCCAUCGUAAAACCACCAGUCACAAUCCCACCCGUUACAAUCCCACCCAUUAAGCCACCAGUGACCCUUCCUCCAAUAAUCCCACCUGGGAUAAUCCCACCAGUCAUAGGGGGGCCCCCAGCUACGAAGCCACCAAGUCCAGGGACACCAUGCCCUCCACCGCCAGGGAACACGUGCCCCAUUGACACAUUGAAACUGGGUGCUUGUGUGGAUCUUCUAGGCGGGUUGGUCCACGUUGGGCAGGGUGACCCGGUGGUGAACGAGUGCUGCCCGGUGCUGCAAGGGCUUGUUGAACUUGAAGCUGCAGUGUGCCUCUGCACUACUCUCAAAAUCAAGCUUCUUAACCUCAACAUCUUUGUCCCACUGGCUCUUCAGCUCCUUGUCACUUGUGGCAAGAGUCCUCCUCCUGGUUUCACUUGCUCUCUCUAAAAGAAGAAAUCUACAUUGAUGGAUCCAACAGAGCAAUCGUUGGGAAGGGAACAAUCGUCAUGAGAGAAUGUCGAGCCUCCCCCUCCCUACGUCCAUUUGUUUAACUUUCCCCCCAAUAUUUUCUUAUUUUGAUUAUUAAUGGUAUUGAGAUGAUGUUAAUUUGGAUGUGAUAUUGUACACACCAUUUGUUUUUAAUUGUGAAAGCAUUGUUGCAUGCAUGUGUGUUUUAUCUCAGGAAUGAAAAUUAAGCAAUCAAAGAUGUUUUUAUCUUA